Messenger RNA from Zygotorulaspora mrakii, 891 nucleotides. RefSeq names its product diphthine synthase (gene DPH5). Gene Ontology annotation, molecular function: diphthine synthase activity. NCBI's taxonomy places the organism in Eukaryota, Fungi, Ascomycota, Saccharomycetes, Saccharomycetales, Saccharomycetaceae. The record is from RefSeq and is a predicted model, not a curated record. Gene Ontology annotation, biological process: protein histidyl modification to diphthamide. The coding region runs from base 1 to 891 and encodes 296 amino acids. The transcript has a single exon.
AUGCUUUACUUGAUUGGUUUGGGACUUUCUUAUAAGUCUGAUAUAACAGUACGUGGUCUUGAGGCCAUUAAAAGAUGUGAUCGUGUUUACUUGGAGCAUUACACAAGUAUUCUUAUGGCCGCAUCUAAAGAAGAGCUGGAAGAGUUCUAUGGAAAACCUGUUAUUUUAGCUGAUAGAGAAUUGGUUGAAAGUUGUUCAGAGGAAAUUAUACGCAAUUCUGACAAAGAAAAUGUCGCAUUUUUAGUUGUAGGAGAUCCAUUCGGAGCUACGACUCACACGGAUUUGGUCUUGAGGGCAAAGAAGCAAAACACACCUGUGGAAAUUAUCCAUAAUGCCUCUGUUAUGAAUGCUGUUGGGUCUUGUGGUCUGCAGCUUUACAAUUUUGGUCAAACCAUUUCUAUGGUCUUUUUCACAGAUAACUGGAGGCCAGAUUCAUGGUACGAUAAGAUUUUAGAGAAUCGAAAAAUUGGGCUUCAUACCUUAGUCUUAUUGGAUAUCAAGGUGAAGGAACAGAGUAUUGAAAACAUGGCCAGAGGCAGGUUGAUCUAUGAGCCACCCCGCUACAUGUCCAUUUCUGAGUGUUGUGAACAAUUGCUGGAGAUUGAGGAAAAAAGAAAUACCCAAGCGUACACUGCAGACACCCCCGUUGUUGCCAUUAGUAGACUGGGAUCAGCAACUCAGACUUUCAAAUCUGGUACGAUUGAAGAACUUGCCACUUACGACUCAGGUGAACCACUUCAUUCACUAGUCAUUUUGGGAAGACAAUGUCAUGAACUCGAGAUAGAAUAUCUGCUGGAAUUUUGCGAUGAUAGGGAUAGAUUCAAACAAGACGUUUUAAAGGAUCAACAGUUUUUUAAACCUGCUCCUUGGGUACCGCCUCAGGAAGAAUGA